AUGACCCUAGACGAUCACGCCAACAAGCGACUUCAACUCCGACGGUCAUGUCCUGUAGACAUCGAACCGAUCAGCUCCCCUUCUUCUAGCCAACUUCAUCUGCCUCUCCAGCAGCAGCACCGAAUACUGGGCCGGCAGGAUCAGAAUGACGAUUCAAACGAUAGAAAUCAUGAUCCCAACAACUGUAGGCCCGUGGAUCCACUCGACAACAGACAGAUUAAUCAACAUCACGAAGACACAGACGGUCCAUUGGAUCACCGAUUACUGGAUCCUUUGGAUCUUCGUCAUGUUGAUCUUCACGACACCACACACCCUAUCGAACCACGCUUGCCGGAGGGUCAAAAAGGAACCGGGCGUCGUCUACCUGACCCGCACAAACCUAGAGUACAGAAAACUGUCCCUGACGACACCUUCUUCGAACGAGCGCGGGGGCGUAUGACAAUACACCUGAACGAUGGCUACCACGACGCUGGCUACAACGAUAACGGUGAUCGUGGUCUUAGACAACACCCGACACUGGAUGAAGAAUAUGAAGACGAUUAUGAACAACACAGAGUUACCGGCCAACUUGACCAUCGACUACAUGGUGACGCUCUCAGGUGGCGCUCUCAGGUGACGCUCUCAGGUGGCGCUCUCAGGUGUCGCUCUCAGGUGGCGCUCUCAGGUGGCGCUCUCAGGUGGCGCUCUCAGGUGGCGCUCUCAGGUGGCGCUCUCAGGUGGCGCUCUCAGGUGGCGCUCUCAGGUGGCGCUCUCAGGUGGCGCUCUCAGGUGGCGCUCUCAGGUGGCGCUCUCAGGUGGCGCUCUCAGGUGGCGCUCUCAGGUGGCGCUCUCAGGUGGCGCUCUCAGGUGGCGCUCUCAGGUGGCGCUCUCAGGUGGCGCUCUCAGGUAGCGCUCUCAGGUGGCGCUCUCAAGUGGCGCUCUCAGGUGGCGCUCUCAGGUGGCGCUCUCAGGUGGCGCUCUCAGGUAGCGCUCUCAGGUGGCGCUCUCAAGUGGCGCUCUCAGGUGGCGCUCUCAGGGGGGGAGGUGGGGGCGAGCGUGGGGGCGUCGGGGGUGGGCGACAAGACGCUGCCGUCACCGUGGCAGACCGCGGCCGCCGCCAGCUCCGAGCAGCAGGCAGCUCAGGCACGGAAGCGGCCGCCCCCGCGUCGACCCGUGGGCAAGCCUCCGGAGAACAGACCUCAGCGCGCCCUCUUCUGCCUCGGCCUUAAGAACCCUAUACGGAAGCUCUGUAUAGACGUCGUCGAGUGGAAACCCUUCGAAUGGUUCAUCUUGCUGACCAUCUUCGCCAACUGCGUCGCCUUGGCUGUGAACACACCGUUCCCUAACAGCGACUCUAACAAGACCAACGCCAUGCUUGAGGAGAUUGAGAUCAUCUUCAUGGUAAUCUUCACGCUGGAGUGCGGUAUGAAGAUACUGGCAUACGGCUUCGUUAUGCAUCAGGGCGCAUACCUCAGAUCCGUGUGGAACUUCAUCGAUUUUCUCAUCGUCGUCAUCGGGCUGAUCAGCGCCGUGCUGGACAUGAUCAUGACGGAGUCUGCGGAGACAAGCUUUGACGUGAAGGCCUUACGCGCCUUCAGGGUGCUGCGCCCCCUACGCCUGGUGUCGGGGGUACCUAGUGAGUGGGGGGCUAGUGAGGGGGGCCUUACGCGCCUUCAGGGUGCUGCGCCCCCUACGCCUGGUGUCGGGGGGGAGCAGAUGGAGGGCCCUCAUCCAUGCAGCAAGGAAGAUGGACAAGGUUUUAAGUGUACGACAUUAAAGCUAUACAACUACACGGGCGCCGGCCCGUACUAUGUAUGCGAAGACCGAUGGGAAGGCCCGAAUUUCGGCAUCACUAAUUUCGAUAACUUCGGUCUGGCCAUGUUAACUGUUUUCCAGUGCAUCACCAUGGAGGGGUGGACCGAUAUGAUGUAUUUCAUCGCUGACGCGCGCGGCAACUCAUGGCAGUGGAUCUACUUCUGCUCCAUGAUCAUCCUCGGCGCCUUCUUUGUGAUGAACCUCAUCCUCGGUGUUCUCAGCGGAGAGUUCUCAAAAGAGAGGGAAAAAGCCCAAGCGAGGGGAGACUUCAUGAAACUUCGUAAAAAGCAACAAAUAGAAGAAGAUCUCAGAGGCUACCUCGAGUGGAUAACUGCUGCUGAGGACCUUGAAUGUGAUGGAGAUGAAAAGAAAGAAACUGAGGCAAAAACCGUCGAGGUGGAGUCCAUGGACCGGGGGGAGGAUGGGGAGGAGGGGUCCCAGCCCUCCCCUUGGGAGAAGAGGAAGAAGGGAUUUGACCGCAUUAACCGGCGCUGCAGAAGAGCGUGUAGGAAAGCCGUGAAGAGUCAAGCCUUCUACUGGCUGAUUAUUGUGCUAGUGUUCCUGAACACUGCCGUGCUCGCUAGUGAACACUAUAAACAGCCGCAGUGGCUCAGCCAUUUCCAGGAUUACGUGAACAUCUUCUUCGUGGUGCUCUUCACGUGCGAAAUGUUCCUCAAAAUGUACAGCUUGGGCUUCCAGGGCUACUUCGUGUCUCUGUUCAACCGCUUCGACUGCUUCGUGGUGAUCAGCUCCAUCACGGAGGUGGUGCUCACCGCUACAGAGAUCAUGCCGCCCCUCGGCGUCUCUGUGCUCAGAUGCGUCAGGCUGCUCAGGGUCUUCAAAGUAACCAAGUGA
Molecule: messenger RNA, 2649 nt
Organism: Hyalella azteca
Lineage: Eukaryota; Metazoa; Arthropoda; Malacostraca; Amphipoda; Hyalellidae
Product: muscle calcium channel subunit alpha-1
Exons: 14
Coding region: 1-2649 (882 amino acids)
Biological process (GO): calcium ion import across plasma membrane
Cellular component (GO): membrane; voltage-gated calcium channel complex
Molecular function (GO): high voltage-gated calcium channel activity
Source: RefSeq, a predicted model, not a curated record